This is a messenger RNA of Lactuca sativa (garden lettuce), 763 nucleotides long. Its product is annotated as pEARLI1-like lipid transfer protein 1. The record is from RefSeq and is a predicted model, not a curated record. NCBI's taxonomy places the organism in Eukaryota, Viridiplantae, Streptophyta, Magnoliopsida, Asterales, Asteraceae.
UAAAAAAAAAAAGGACUUUCAACGCUUUGAUGUGCUUGAGUUGGUGAAAAUAUUUAAACAAAAAUAUUACUCCACAGAUACCUAUAUAAUGCUCCAUUGUACCCUUACUCUAUCACACUCUUCCUUUACCAUAAUUGACAAAGUUUUCAUUACCGGUUUCGGCAUGGCAUCGAAGAGUAUUGUGUCCGUUGUUCUUGUCAUAGCAUUCAACCUUUUAUUAUGUGUCGUGGUUAGUGGCUGUGAAACGUCCGACAUACCAGAACCCAACCUCAAUCCAAAUCAAAAACCAAACCCAAACCCAAGCAGCAACCCCAACCCCAAUCCCUACUCCAACCCGAACCCCAACCCCAUCCCUAACACUAAACACAACCCCAACCCCAACCCCAACACAGUACCAAACACAAACCCAAAUACAGAAACCUGCCCUAGAGACGCCUUGAAACUGGGGGUUUGUGCUAAUCUUCUAGGGGGAUUGGUCAAAGUUGAGUUAGGUUCACCACCGGUGAAGCCAUGUUGCUCUCUUAUCCAAGGACUUGCCGACCUUGAGGCUGCCGUCUGUUUGUGCACUGCAAUCAAAGCCAACGUCCUAGGGAUCAAUCUUAAUGUACCAGUAUCUCUUAGCUUGCUCGUUAAUGUCUGUGGCGGUGAAGUCCCAAAUGGUUUUGUAUGUUCCUAGUUUGAUUUAAUUUAUACAAUAUGAAUCAAUGUGUUGCUAAAUUAAGUGUACCAUCUUUGAAAUCAAUACUUCGUGGGUAACAAUUCA